UACCACCGCUUCUAAGAUGCUUUUCUUUUUAGACUUUAACAGUAGAAUUAUUUAUCCUCCACUUCUCUGCAAUAUUUUUCUUUUUUCUGUAUCAGCAGCUUUAUAUGAGAAAGUGAAGCAAAUACGUGACAUACAUUCAACAUUGUGAGAGAAUUUAAGAGGAUGGCUGUGCAAAGCUGUAAACAGAUUAUUUACUCACCAUGGCAUCCAGUUACAGCAAACCAACAUGAAGAGGAGCUUUACUAAGGAAUGCGAUGCCUGGACUCUUGAAAAAGACUUUUUUCUCUAUGGCAUCAAUCCUUAGCAUUGCAUCUGCUGUGCUGAUAAUCGUUGCGCUUUCUACACAGCAGUGGGUGACUGGAAGUAUCUUGUGCAAGACUGGAGCUGAGCUGGUGAAUGCUUCGGACCCAGAAAUGAAUAAGUUUAUUGGGGAAAUUUACUACGGACUCUUUGAGGGUCGAAAAAUAAGGCAGUGUGGCCUGGGAAGGCGGCAAACAAAAAUUUACAUGUUCCCUAAUCUGGUGAGGAAGUUGAAUGGUGCUCUUCAUGUUUUUAUCAUUUUAUUUCUCUUCAUCACCAUCACAUUUGCUCUAGUCAGUUUUGGGUUCUGUGUAUACAAUGCAAGGAAGAUUCCGUACCAGUCAAUAAAGGGACCUGCAGGCAUUUACUUGUGGAAUUUGAUUGCAGGGUUGUUUGGUGUCUUUGGAGUUGUCAGCUUUAUUGCUGCUUUGAAGCUUCAUCGAUUAACAGAGAGAAUUGCCAAUUUUAAUGAACAUAUAUUCCAGUUUGUUGCCUUGGAAGAACAUUAUGGCUUCUCUUUCUGGUUGUGUGUAGCAAGUACUGCAACCCAUGGAGUUAACUUUCUUGUAGUGGCCAUCACUGGAAUUCAUUUCCCCAAGAUGCAGAAAAAGCAACCAGAAGAACCCACUGUAACUGGAGAAGAUCUUUUGUACUGAUGAUUUCCCCUUCCUUCAAAUCAGAAAAAUGAAGAUGCCUGAAUUUCAACAGUUACUGCUUUGAAAGUCAUGAAUGCAAUGCUUUUAUGUGUAACAGAGCUAUUGCAUGAUUGGCAUAGUGCACACUAGGACAAAGUCAUUAGAGAAGGCAGACAAGGGAUUUUAAAUGCUUCACAAAAGCUAUUUUUCUUUUAAUCUGACAACAGUUAGAUUUAAAUUUUAUUUUAAUAUGACCAGAGAUAAUUG
Erpetoichthys calabaricus (reedfish) is the source of this 1202-nucleotide messenger RNA. RefSeq names its product clarin 2 (gene clrn2). The record is from RefSeq and is a predicted model, not a curated record. The transcript has 3 exons. Bases 255 to 956 code for a protein of 233 amino acids. Lineage: Eukaryota; Metazoa; Chordata; Cladistia; Polypteriformes; Polypteridae.